AUUUAGAUGCUCAGUACUCACUAACCCGGGCUCAGCGUGUCAGGGCUGCCAUGUUCCCAGAGACCCUGGUGGAAGGGGAGGCGGCUAUACCCGUCCAGUCAGAUCCUACACAGCAGAGCAACGUGCAGCGACUGGCUGAACCCUCCCAGCUGCUGAAGACUGCUAUCGUCCACCUGAUAAACUACCAGGACGACGCUGAGCUGGCCACCAGGGCGGUGCCAGAGCUCACCAAGCUUCUGGCAGAUGAAGAUCCGGUUGUGGUGAACAAGGCGGCCAUGAUAGUCAACCAACUGACCCGUAAGGAGGCCAGUCGCCGGGUGCUAGUGCAGUCCCCGGCCAUGGUGGGUGCUGUGGUGCGUGCCAUGACGACAGCAGUUGACAUGGAGACAGCCCGUUGCGCUGCCAGCGUGCUCCACAGCCUGUCCCAUCAGAGGGAGGGACUACUGGCCAUAUUCAAGUCUGGAGGGAUACCAGCACUAGUCCGCAUGCUAAGUACACCCGUGGAAUCAGUCUUAUUUUACGCCAUCACCACACUACACAACCUGCUACUGCACCAGGAGGGAGCCAAGAUGGCGGUGCGUCUUGCUGACGGCCUGCAGAGGAUGGUCCCCUUACUGAAAAAGAGUAACCCCAAGUUCCUUGCCAUCACCACUGACUGUCUGCAGCUCCUGUCCUAUGGCAACCAGGAGAGCAAGUUGAUCAUCCUAGCCAAUGGGGGCCCAGAGGGUCUGGUGUUCAUCAUGAGGAACUACAACUAUGAAAAGCUACUGUGGACCACCAGCCGUGUUCUGAAAGUAUUGUCUGUCUGUCCCAGCAACAAGCCAGCGAUAGUAGAGGCUGGUGGUAUGCAGGCUUUAGGCCAACAUCUUACAGGUUCCAGUCAGCGUCUGAUCCAGAACUGUCUGUGGACACUCCGCAAUCUGUCAGAUGCUGCAACCAAACAGG
Messenger RNA from Morone saxatilis (striped sea-bass), 945 nucleotides. Its product is annotated as junction plakoglobin-like. Gene Ontology annotation, biological process: positive regulation of transcription by RNA polymerase II; cell adhesion. The record is from RefSeq and is a predicted model, not a curated record. Gene Ontology annotation, cellular component: catenin complex; adherens junction. NCBI's taxonomy places the organism in Eukaryota, Metazoa, Chordata, Actinopteri, Moronidae. Gene Ontology annotation, molecular function: protein phosphatase binding; alpha-catenin binding; cadherin binding.